AUGCCCCGGAUUAUGAUCAAAGGCGGCGUUUGGCGCAACACAGAGGAUGAAAUCCUUAAAGCGGCGGUUAUGAAAUAUGGCAAGAAUCAAUGGUCUCGUAUAGCUUCAUUACUGCACAGAAAAUCUGCUAAACAAUGCAAGGCUCGUUGGUACGAGUGGUUAGAUCCCAGCAUCAAAAAGACAGAGUGGUCACGCGAAGAAGACGAGAAGCUGCUUCACUUAGCGAAACUGAUGCCAACACAAUGGAGAACUGUUGCGCCAAUUAUUGGGCGCACAGCUGCCCAAUGUCUGGAAAGAUACGAAUACUUACUGGACCAGGCCCAGAAGAAAGAGGAGGGGGAGGAUAUGGGUGAUGAUCCUCGUAAACUGAAACCUGGUGAAAUUGACCCGAAUCCUGAGACAAAGCCUGCCAGACCUGACCCUAAAGAUAUGGAUGAAGAUGAACUCGAAAUGUUAUCGGAGGCGCGUGCGCGUUUGGCUAACACGCAAGGCAAGAAAGCUAAGAGAAAGGCCCGUGAAAAACAAUUGGAAGAGGCAAGGCGCCUUGCUGCUCUGCAGAAGAGGAGGGAGCUUAGUGCUGCUGGGAUUGCUGUGCCUAUUAGGCGCAAGAAAAAACGUGGAGUAGAUUAUAAUUCUGAGAUUCCAUUCGAGAAGAAGCCUGCGGCUGGUUUCUACGACACAUCUACUGAAGUGGUAGAUCCAAUGGCCCCUGACUUCUCACGCUUGAGGCAGCAACAUCUUGAUGGGGAACUACAUUCUGAAAAGGAGGAGAGGGACAGGCGCAAGGACAAGCAGAAGCUGAAGCAGCGUAAGGAAAAUGAUGUGCCACAAGCAAUGCUAAUGGGAGACCAGCCAGCGAGGAAGCGUAGCAAGCUGGUGUUGCCAGAACCACAAGUUACUGAUCAGGAGUUGCAGCAGGUGGUGAAGCUGGGCCGCGCGUCGGAGGCGGCGCGCGAGACGGCGGGCGGGGGCGGCGCCACGGACGCGCUGCUGGCCGAGUACGCGCUCGCGCCCGCCGCGCCGCACGCGCUGCGCACGCCGCUGCAGCACCAGGACAGAAUCCUGAUGGAAGCUCAGAAUGUAAUGGCGCUGACCCACGUCGAUACUCCUCUGAAAGGAGGUCUCAACACCCCCCUCCAUCAGCCAGACUUCUCUGGAGCCCUACCACAAUCGCAAACUGCCGCUACACCCAAUACGUUACUCGUCACCCCAUUCCGAUCAUCACGCACUGAAGUAUCUACACCUGGCAGUUUCAAUACACCCAGUCAAGGAGGAAAUCAAACUGCCUUGGCCACACCAGGACUUCGCGACAAACUGAGUAUUAACCCAGAAGAUAGACUGAAUGGAGGUGAUACACCGCAGAUGCAAAAUCAAUUACAAAAACAGCAAAAAGCGUCAGUUCGCAAUGCAUUAUCGUCCUUGCCAACACCUCGCAACGACUAUGAAAUCGUGGUUCCGGACCAAGAGGAUGAGCCUAUGGAUGGAACCGUCAACGACAUGAGGGUCGAGGACCAGGCCGACGCUGACGCCAGGUUGUUACAAGAACAGGAGGAAUUACGAGCGGCGGCGCUGAAGCUCCGCUCCCGGGCGGUGCAGCGCGGCUGCGUGCGGCCCGCGGACGUGAACGGGAGCGUGCUGCGCGGCGCCGCGCCCUCGCUCACGGCGCUGCAGCACGCCGAGGAGCUGCUCAAGGCCGAGAUGGUCACCAUGCUGCACUACGACGCGCUGCGGGACCCGCCCCCAGGCGUUGAUAAAAAACGAGCGGUUCAACUGCAAGCUUCACACCUAGCAUACUUAGAACAUCACCCCUACGAAGAAUUCUCGACCGACGAGCUCGAAGCCGCUAAGCAAGAGAUGAAGAAAGAAAUGGAAGUGGUCAAGGCCGGUAUGGGCCACGGCGAGCUCAGUAUGGAUGCGUACACGCAAGUGUGGGAAGAGUGUCUCGCUCAGGUACUCUUCUUGCCUGGGCAAAACAGAUAUACUCGCGCGAACUUAGCGAGCAAGAAAGACAGAUUAGAAUCUGCUGAGAAAAGGCUCGAACAGAACAGAAAUCACAUGGCAAAAGAGGCUAAGAAGUGUUCCAAAAUGGAGAAAAAGUUAAGAGUUUUAACAGGUGGUUACCAGAGUCGGGCAGCGUCACUCAUAAAACAAUUUCAAGAGUUACAAGAUCAAAUAGAACAGGCGAACUUGGAGCUUUCCACAUUCAAGUUUUUAGCUGAUCAAGAAAAGGCUGCAAUUCCUCGCAGGAUAGAGUCGUUAACGGAAGACGUGAACCGCCAAACUGAUCGAGAAAAGCAAUUGCAAAAGAGGUAUGCCGAAUUACAAGCGGAGUUGGAAGAUCUACACAAAAGACGACAUUCUAAAGACACAGAGUCGACACCCGUGGCUGCUGAUGAAUAA
Molecule: messenger RNA, 2400 nt
Organism: Arctia plantaginis
Lineage: Eukaryota; Metazoa; Arthropoda; Insecta; Lepidoptera; Erebidae
Source: the annotation of a GenBank genome assembly